GUGACUAUGCAGAGAGGUAUGAAUGAAUCGGAUGUAUGAUUUUUGGACGUUGCAAUGGAGGAUGCAAGAGACGACAGUACGUUUAAGGGGUUUGUUGACAAACUCACCCUCGGUAUUACCCGGGUCUUAGAGAGUCUUCCGGGUGUGCUGGACGUACGAUUCGCAGAGAAAGCCCCAGCAGAGAAACGACACCUUCUCUCCUGGGAGCAGAAAAACAACUGUGCUUUGCCUGAGGAUCUGAAAGAUUUCUAUCUAACAACAGAUGGAUUUACACUUACCUGGAGCUCCAAGAUGGAAAAUGAAGUGGUCUCAGUAGGUUGCAUGAUGGUCAACAGUGUUGCUCAGCUUCGCCCUCUGCUGCAGUCGAAUGUAUAUUCCCUACCCAAUGCACCUACUUUAGCUGAUCUCGACUUUGAUAAUAAUGAGGAUGAAUCUGAUGGUCCAGAAAAGCCUCACUUUGAUUUUCACAGUCGAAUCUUUGAGCUGGAUUCCUGCAACGGUAAUGGUAAAGUCUGCCUGGUUUACAAGAACUGCACUCAAGGUGUAAUGGCCCAGCAGUGUGAGGUGUGGUUUUUGGACCGUUCUCUUUUCUGGCAUUAUCUUACCUCUUCCUUUACUGCUUACUACCGGCUAAUGAUAACAUAUUUUGGGCUUCCUGAAUGGCAGUAUAAUUUCACUCCAUAUGGCCUUAGUCCACAAGCUAAGCAAUGGGCCGCUCUCUACCAACCCCUGACCUUCCAUACUGACCCUCAUGCAGAUGCAUCCUGCGAUUCUGUACUAAACAAGCUGGACCCGACCAAAGCGUUCCGCGGCAAACCCAAACCACCCACCCCCAAGAAGAAACAGCCGGCACAGGUUUCAGCAUCUAAAGGACAGGCGGUCUCAGGAAGGCACAGCGUGAUUAAACGAUGACUUUGCCAUAGUGUCAAAAGCCCAUGGAAUGUUUCUCAUAUGGACUGAAUGGCUGUGCCCUUGAUAUUUAUUUAAGAUCCGACACUGGCAGUCCUGAGUCCUGAUUCUUCAAUAGCUUAUUCCUUUAUAGCUCAAAAACCUUAGCCUUGCAUUCAAUGAGAAUGUUGACCUGAGAAAAUCGCCUUCAUUUCUCAUGACAGGCCUGGAAACAGUCUAACUGGCCUUAUCGGAAAUGGCACUUUCUUUUCAUGACCCCUAUAACAUUCUUGGUCCUUAAACUGAUC
Molecule: messenger RNA, 1196 nt
Organism: Triplophysa rosa
Lineage: Eukaryota; Metazoa; Chordata; Actinopteri; Cypriniformes; Nemacheilidae
Gene: tpgs2
Product: tubulin polyglutamylase complex subunit 2
Exons: 7
Coding region: 55-912 (285 amino acids)
Biological process (GO): protein polyglutamylation
Source: RefSeq, a predicted model, not a curated record